AUGCCAGAGCCAAAUAUUGAUGCCAUUGGACGUCAGGAGAGUGAAGGGCUGGUGCUCGAUAAGGUGGUGAACUUUACAUGGGAGAAUCUGACCUAUCGAGUUCCCGUUGAGGACGAUGACGGUAACGUUACAGAAAAGACGUUAUUGUAUAAUUUAAGUGGUACCGCUCUUGGUGGGCGUGUGUUGGCAAUCAUGGGGCCAUCCGGUGCUGGUAAAACAACACUCAUGGGAGCUAUCACUGGAAAACUGUAUAAUCCAAAGGCAACACUGGAGGGAUGCUGCUUCCUCAACAACACCAUCUACUCACAACGCUACAAGAGGCUGGUGUCCUACGUGUCGCAAGACGAUAUCGUGAUGGGCAAAGAGACUCCUCGCGAGGCUAUUCGUUUCGCAUGUCGUGUGCGUCUGGGAAUGGGUGCGAAGGAAUCAGAGGAACUCGUAAAUGAGGUCAUUAAACGUCUCCAUCUCACGAAGUGUCAGGACACCAUAUUGGGUAUUCCCGGUAUUUUGAAGGGGGUUUCUGGUGGUGAACGAAAACGUGCAAAUGUUGCUACAGAGCUUGUGACGAAUCCGUAUGUUAUGCUGUUGGAUGAACCGACCACAGGUUUGGACUCUGUGAACGCCUUACGUGUUGGGCAAAUGCUACAGGAGUUGGCAAGAAAUGACAUGCGUACCGUCAUUGCGACCGUUCACUCACCAUCAUCUGAACUCAUGGAUGUAUUUGAUGAUCUUUUGCUUCUGGCAAAGGGUCACGUUAUCUACCAUGGUCCAACACAAGAUUCCGUUGCGUACUUUGCCAGUCUUGGUUAUCAAGUACCCCCACAUACCAAUCCUUGUGAGUAUUUUAUGAAUAUUCUGCAGCUUCCAGAACAGGAACUAUCACAGCUUUGGUUGGCAUGGGAAGACUAUGUAAUGUCCCCGGCAGCGAACAAUAAUCCAUGUUUAAUGGUGGUCCAGGGCCCUAUUUCCCAUCAAGAUGAAUACUUGGAGAAACAGUUGAAGCUGAAGGGAUCUAGUUUCGGCGUGCAAUUUGUGGAGCUUUGGAAACGUUCAUUCCGAAUGUUUUGUCGAGAUCCAGGUGCCUUUAUAGGUCGAACAUUUCAGACAUUGUUUUUCUCAGUAUUUAUGGGUCUUUUCUUCUUCAAUGUGAAGGUAAAUCAACAGGGUGUACAGGAUCGUUCAGGUGCGCUCUAUAUGACUCUAAUGAACAAUUUGAUGGGUGCUGCAAUGAAUGGUAUUUCUGUUUAUCCACCAGAGAGGGCUGUUUUCUUGCAGGAACAGGCCAAUGAUUCCUAUAAUGCAUUUGUCUAUUUUGCUGGAAAGUAUAUGGCAGAAUUACCUUUUCAAAUACUAUUCCCAACAUUAUUUGACAUCAUUUCGUACUUUAUGAUUCAUUUCCACCGUUCAGCGGGUGCCUUCUUUGUGAAUUGGUUUAUUUUGGUUCUCCUUGCAACACUGGGUUAUUCCUUUGGUCUGAUGUUUGCAACCUUCUUUGAUACCGCAACCACAGCCUUUGCACUCGUACCAACAAUUUUGCUUCCAUUGUUUGUUGUUGCCGGACUGUUCGCCAACACGAGCCGCCUAUACCCUUACUGGGUUUGGUUGAAUUACCUCUCCUUCCCACGUCACGCGUAUCUUGGUGUUUAUACCAAUGAGUUCAGACGUUUGGGUGUUAUUUGUAAUCCCGUAACUCCCACAUGUGUAUAUGCCGAUGGCCAGACAGUUCUUGUUAAGAUGGGUUUUGAAAACUGGCACUAUUGGCAGAGCUUUGUUGCACUCAUUGUUUACCAAAUGGGAUUUGCCAUAAUUGGUAGCAUCUCAUUGUAUGUUCAGGGAAUGAAGCGACGAGGGAGGUUGAGUUAUACAAAGAAUCUCAAAUCCCGCGUGGCCUCAUCUCGGGCAAUCGCCUUCUUAGACAGCAAUAAUGAUGGAAUCUCAGAUUCAGGCAUGUCUCCAAUGGAUGGGCUCCAAAAACCUUCUGUGGCCCAUACUGGCUGA
Messenger RNA from Trypanosoma theileri, 1998 nucleotides. RefSeq names its product ABC transporter. The transcript has a single exon. Lineage: Eukaryota; Euglenozoa; Kinetoplastea; Trypanosomatida; Trypanosomatidae. Gene Ontology annotation, cellular component: membrane. The record is from RefSeq and is a predicted model, not a curated record. Gene Ontology annotation, molecular function: ATP binding; ATP hydrolysis activity; ABC-type transporter activity. The coding region runs from base 1 to 1998 and encodes 665 amino acids.